CUUCUCUUCUUCUCUCUGCACCACCGAUAUAAAAAAAAUAAAAAAUACAAAAAAAAUGAAGAGCACUCACUUGACAUAAGCAGCAAGUAGGUAGGUAGCACAGAGGCAGAGGCUGAACUCAUAAAUAUCCAUCAUCGAAGAAGAAGAAGAAGCGAAGGGUUUUGAUUUCAUUGAUUCAUCAUCAUCAUCAUGGUGAGAGAGAGAGACAUGAUGAUGAUGGGCACAUACUCAUCAUCAUCAUCAAGAGGAGACAUGAAUGAGAAACCUGCAUGGCUAGAGAGCUUGAUGGCUGAGACAUUCUUUGGUGGUUGUGGGGUCCACCAGGAUCGCAGGAAGAACGAGAAGAACGUCUUUUGCUUGCACUGUUGCCUUAGCAUCUGCCCCCACUGCCUCUCUUCCCACCGUUCUCACCCUCUACUCCAGGUGCGAAGGUAUGUUUAUCACGACGUGAUUCGAUUAGAUGAUCUGGAAAAACUCAUUGAUUGUUCCAAUAUUCAGCCCUAUACUAUAAACAGUGCCAAAGUAAUAUUCUUAAAUCAGAGGCCACAAUCAAGGACAUGCAAAGGUCCUGCCAAUGCUUGCUUCACUUGUGACAGGAUUCUUCAGGAGCCAUUUCAUUUCUGUUCUCUAUCAUGCAAGGUUGAUUACAUGGUGUACGCGGGUCAAAGCUUGUCCAACAUUUUACAUCGAUUCGAUGAAUCUGAUUUUGCAAUAUCGCAGUUCGAGGGUUUGAGAGUGGAUGGUUCAGAGGUAACUGAUGAAGAUACCCAAAUUGCCCCUAGCUCCUCUUAUUCCAACACUGAAGCCACCAGCAAUUCCGUAAUUUCACGUGAACCUAAUAACAACUUGAAGAAGGGCAAGGGCAACAACACCUUCCUCCCAGGGAUCGUCCUUUCUCUUGGCAGUAGAAGAAAGGGUGCCCCUCACAGGGCCCCCCUCUCCUGAACCACCAAUAUUAUUAUCAUUAUAAUAAUAAAAGUUCUCAAAUUUAGUUAAUAAUAAUAAUAUAUUAUUAUUAUUAUUACUGUUAAUUAGUAUAAAGUUAUGGCCACAAUAAAUAUCCGGGUUUUUAAUUAUUAUUUGUCAUAUAUGUAUGGUAAGAAAAAAAAAGACUUCUUUAGUAAGGGCGUGGUUAGUUUUAAGGGUUGUUUUAUGAAUGAAUGAAGGUAUGGCAUGUGCAUGAUGCAGGGUUAGGAUUCUCCAUUGUCAUCUUUGGCGGUUGUUGAAACCACCGAUUUUGUAUUGGAUGCUAUGGAAAUUUGGCUUAUGCAGUGUUUAUGAGAGAUGUGUUGUAUAAAUUGAAAACACAAUUCCCUUAUAUAUUCUGUGU
This is a messenger RNA of Vigna unguiculata (cowpea), 1330 nucleotides long. Its product is annotated as PLATZ transcription factor family protein. The record is from RefSeq and is a predicted model, not a curated record. Lineage: Eukaryota; Viridiplantae; Streptophyta; Magnoliopsida; Fabales; Fabaceae.